GUGGACUCACGUUAAUGUCAGAUAUUUUAAGGUGGAAAUUAUGCUUUUUGUAGACGGUUUAUGAAGAAAAUGUGAAGAGCGGAACCUUUGUCAUGCACUAAAGGUCGCGUCGGAGAUCCGCUGAGGAGCACAGGAAACACCCCUUAUAUUUUGCAAAGGAAUGACUAUCAAGUUUCCUAAAAAACAACAUCAUAUUAAUAUCAUUAUCGGACAAUAAAGUGAGGUAUAAUCAUACUGCUGGUCCAGCUCCACGACAAAGAUGCUGAUCAAAGUGAAGACACUCACAGGCAAAGAGAUUGAGAUUGACAUAGAGCCCACAGACAAGGUGGAGCGGAUUAAAGAAAGGGUGGAGGAGAAAGAAGGGAUCCCUCCGCAGCAGCAGAGGUUGAUCUACAGUGGGAAACAGAUGAAUGAUGAGAAGACAGCAGCGGACUAUAAAAUCCAGGGAGGCUCUGUUCUCCACCUGGUGCUUGCUCUGCGAGGAGGACAGGUGCUCCACUCUCAAAGAUUCCUAAACUCAGAGACUGCGUUUUAAGCCAUCGCUUGAAGUCAUGCCUUGGCUUAUUGCGAUGCCGACACAGAGGAUACACCGAAGACACGCGGCAAUGUGUUGCGGAGUAACCCAGCGGCAUCAUGGGCAACACAGAGCCAUUUUGUAGAAAGAGUUCGAUCAGGUUCUGCUCGUGUUGGCUGCAAACGCCCCUCCCCCCUACUGUAACUUGGUCAUGGCGAGACACACACACCUUAAGGCUGCCCUUGAAGAAAAGGCAAAGUUACUGUCAGAAUUAAUCAAAGCUUCAGCCAAAGAUUUACAACCAAGAGCUAAUUUGGUUGCCACAGAAAAAAAAGUAUUGUACUGUGUUCAAGUUAUUCUCUGUCUUUUUCUGUGGCUCUGGGUGUGAGCAUUGAUUUUUGUUCCACUAAUGAUAAAACAGAGAUCAUUGUAGCUUAAAGACCCUCUAAGGAAACCCAUCCUUGGAUUACAGUCUUUGCAUUCAGAGUGUGACACAAACUACCCUCUUUUUCUGCUUCAUCCGUGUUUUAUUCAGUUUUCUGCAAGUUGCCCCAAGUCACUAAGUAUUAUCAUCUGAGGCCACAGGGUGUGUCGGCAUAUUGAAAGUGAUUUUCUUUCGUGUAGCACCCAUGUAGCUUAGCUAGAUUUGUGAGAGAUGGACAACAGUCGAAAAGUUUGACAUUUUGGCGGAAAGUUGGAAAUGUUUAACUAUUCCAAUUUCUACUCUUAAUGUCAAACUAUUCCUAUGAGGGAAAACUAUAAGAAGGACAUGUUUGUGUGCUUUUUGUGUCUGGAAAAAUCCCACCACUGAUUCCAAAUCAUGUAGCACAGAGUUUGCUUUACACCUGCUUCAUAAAUGGACUGUCCAUUCAGUAGGAUAAUGUUUUAUAUCAUUUCACAAGAAUUAAACUUGUAAAGAGCAAUUUGUAUUUUGUGCUAAUUGCACAUUUUACUUCUUGCAAAAAGACAAGGAAGGUGCCAACCAUGGUCUACUCUGACGAUGGCCUCAGUUUACAUGGAUGUUGUUACGUUUGUUUGUGUGUUCAGAGAAGCAACGCUAGUUUUGGGAUUGCUGCCCCCCCCCCCCCCCAGUGUGUACAGAAUGGUGUGAAAUGGAUUUAUGCUGUGGAUUAGUUUCUCUGUAGAAUAAACUUAUGUUGAUGC
Messenger RNA from Anoplopoma fimbria (sablefish), 1678 nucleotides. It is a transcript of the gene nedd8, whose product is annotated as NEDD8 ubiquitin like modifier. NCBI's taxonomy places the organism in Eukaryota, Metazoa, Chordata, Actinopteri, Perciformes, Anoplopomatidae. Gene Ontology annotation, biological process: modification-dependent protein catabolic process; protein neddylation; regulation of proteolysis. The transcript is spliced from 4 exons. Bases 260 to 535 code for a protein of 91 amino acids. Gene Ontology annotation, cellular component: nucleus; cytoplasm. Gene Ontology annotation, molecular function: ubiquitin protein ligase binding; protein tag activity. The record is from RefSeq and is a predicted model, not a curated record.